ACAGAAGUGUUCACUGUGGUAGUGUCGUUCUUUUCCGGUCGCGAUAAUCCAGAGUUUACUGUCAAAGGUAACCGGACACUUAAAGCGCGAAUGGUUGAGGCCAGAGACAAUGGAUGGUUCGGCCUGCCUGCACAGAUGCCUGCUAGACUUGGCUACAGAGGAAUACUGGUGGAGGAUAAGAGUACCAAGAUUGCGGGACUUCUCGUUGGACCGAAAAGUGCUAAACUACAACUGGAGUUGCUUAGGCGCGUUCAGCUUAAAAAGGGUGAUCGAAAGGAAAUUGAAGACGACAUAAACUCAGGAAAGAUCGAUUUUGAAAAAGCUCCAAUUUUCGAAGUACGAGGAAAGCGUUAUGCACCUACCUACAAUCCGGCUGUGUGGAACGCAUUGGAGCCUGCCUACAGGAGACAAAGGUGCAAUAACUGUUAUAACUACGCGAAUCGCCGUGCAACGGAUAACUUUGCCCAGCCUGGAUUUGGUGGUGGACAGGAGUAUACCGUCGAUGCUAAUGGUGCGGCAAUAGCCAAUCCGUACACCGCUGCAAAUCUCAGAGAUGCUGCGCUAAGAGAUGGCUUACUUCAGCUCAACCCGCACCCAGCACCAGCUGAUCCAGUGCCUGGAGCUCCAAAUCACCCAUCGCGCCACCUGGUAGCACUAGUUGUUAAGCCAGGUGUGAAAAUCACGUGAUUAGAUCCCGGGGUGGUGGGCAUGCCCCUGUAAUGGCCGAUACGGCGAGGCUCCGUCCGAAAGGGGGCCCUUUUUUCUGAAUCAGUAUACGUUUCUGGGAAACUGCCCACUGACCCCUCCCCUAAGCCAACAUUUUGCCUUAAGUGACAAGUAAGUGUUAAUGUUGGCUUAGGGGAGGGGUUUGGUGGGCAGUUUCCCAGAAACGUACAGUUUAGAACCUCUUCCGUAUGGCAGGUUUUACUGAAAAUUUGAAUAGUGUACCGUAAACUUCCACUUCUAGGCCCUGGGCUUAUGUAUCUCAGGUAAGGGAUUUUAGGGGGGCUAAUGAUAUACGCGGAGAGUUUUAUAUCUGAAACGGCCUACUGACCGAAAGAUAAAACACGGCUCGAAGCAAGCUAUAAGGAUCUCGACGCUGCUUCGCUGUAAAGCGUAAAUAAUAAUAAUAAUAAUAAUAAUAAUAAACUUUAUUUAUAUACCGCUAUUUCCAUAUGCUCAAUAGCGCUUUACAGAAUUCAUACAAAGCAAAAAAUAAUAAAUUAAAAACUUACAUCGAAUGAUGAUAAAACGAACACCUGACGAAUUAUGUAAGUUACAAUAAAAAUCCUAUUUAAAUAUUCUAAGCUGCAAUUAAAAACUAAAUCCCUAAAACUUAAAACGAUAACAUCUGAAAGAUAAAUGAUUUGAUAUUCCAUAAUUUUAUUACAUUGGCUAAACCUAGUCCCCAUAAGUACGUUUAAAAGGUAAGUCUUAAUGUUGAUUUUAAACUCUGAUAAUGUGUCACUUCUGCGAAUAUACUGUGGAAGUGAUUUCCACCAAUGAGGUGCUGCAAAAGAGAAAGACCUUUUUAUUUUGCACUGCGCACCCUCUACUGCGCACCCUCUACUGCGCAUAACAUCGCGACAUUCAAGAUGGCGGCGGUUCUUCCCACUUGCGGGAAAAGAACAAACAAGGGCCGCUUUUGCAGAGCCAAAGCUUUUAUUCGCAAUGAUGAUGCGGCAGAUCGGCUGACAGCUUCCUGGUUUGCUAUCGAAAAACAAGAAAAUGAAAGAAAUGUGCCAAACACCCCAAUUUAAGAGCCUGCUGACGCGUAAACAAGUACGAUGACCGCAUGUUUUUAUUGCAUUUUUUUAAUGUUCAUAUCAUGAAUGUUGAUUAUGCCAAGUUUCAAAAAAAGUUUGAUGGUAAAACAAUUUCAAGGGAAUUACCUUAAUCAAUUCUUUAAUAUAGGCAGGUGCUAACCCAUUGAAUGCUAUAUAGGUUAUUAGUAAUAAUUUAAAAAUAAUUGACUGACUGAAAGCCAGUGGGGUUGUUUUAAAAUAGGCGUAAUGUAAUCAUACUUCCUCCUUCGUGUAAUAAGUUGUGCUACAGAAUUGAGUCUGUGAAGCAGGCUGGCUAUAGCAGUGCUGAACAAGAUAAGUUUUGUCUUAACUGAUUGUUAAAUAACGUUCGAAUGCAGUUGAGGUAUUAAAAGAGAGGCGACGUAUCAACUUUCUUGCCCUGAAAAGGCGGGGGGGGGGGGCUUGUUAGAGAGAGGAGCCUUAUUCUAGAGAGGAGGCUUAAUAGAGGAUUUAUGGUGUAUGACUUAUUUUAGGGAGUACCCCCCGGAAAAUCUAUAUAUUAUACUUCCUCUCCAUCCUAUCGCCCCAAGAGAAGGAAUCCGGAUUCUGGAAUCGAAAAAUUUUUGCCUGUUGAAUCUGGAAUCUUGGACCUUGGAAUCCGGAAUACAUCUGUGGGAAUCCGGAAUCCCACUAACAAUUGAAAUCCGGAAUUCAAGCUCCGCUGACAAAGAUCUGGAAUCGAGUAAUUAGAAUCCAGAAUCCAAGACUGUCUUGCAUUCACUUACAUGGGGCGAGGGACCCAGUCCCUGAUUGUUGUUACUAAAAUGCAUUGCUGUUCUGCUUUUCUAAAUACAGGUUUACAAGAUGGAGAUCAUCACUGGUAUCGACUGGAUAACAACGGGCUGUGGUCGCACAAACCUGGUGAGACACGGGUCACACAGACUGACAACGGAGGAAACUCAAUCGCAGACCCAAGGGUUUCCAACAAUGGCCCUUAUCAGUUUGCUUUUUUUAUGAUCUCAGAUCCAUUAACAGUUCACAUAAAUGGCGAUUCUCCGUGUCCUGCGUAA
Molecule: messenger RNA, 2815 nt
Organism: Porites evermanni
Lineage: Eukaryota; Metazoa; Cnidaria; Anthozoa; Scleractinia; Poritidae
Source: the annotation of a GenBank genome assembly